Messenger RNA from Pyricularia grisea, 216 nucleotides. RefSeq lists its product as uncharacterized. The record is from RefSeq and is a predicted model, not a curated record. The transcript has a single exon. NCBI's taxonomy places the organism in Eukaryota, Fungi, Ascomycota, Sordariomycetes, Magnaporthales, Pyriculariaceae. The coding region runs from base 1 to 216 and encodes 71 amino acids.
AUGCUGGCCGAAGAAUCAGGUGGCGUAGUGAGACUUGCUCGCGAAACCAUAUUGGGCUCAAAAGCUCCAGAUGAUCUAGUCCGUCAUGUAAAAGCAGAGUUUUUUAUACACGAGCUCGAUUACAACAAUCAGCCAAAGCUUAUUAAGGGUAAAUAUGAGUGCUCAGGAUACCUUUCAUGCCGAAUGAGAGCCCAUACUACCAGGCCUUCCCUAUGA